AUGGCAAGUUUUUUAGAAAAAAUCUCAGGAUUUAGAUCUUUAUUUGACAAUAAAGAAACAAUUAUAGAGUUCUCUGAAGGGGUUUCCGUUUGGCUAAUAUGCUUUGAUGAAAAUUCAUUUAAUUGCAUUCAAGAGUUUAUAAAAACCGUUGAGGAAUAUAAUUAUGAAUGCGAAAUUAUAGGAGUUGCACUUAGUGAUGAAGGUGAAAUCAAAAAACUUAUCGAGGAAGUUCAAGUGGAAAUAGAUGUUCUCUAUCUUAAUAACAACGACAAACAUAUUUUUCGAGAAGAAUUGAAAAUAAAAGGUAUCCCAUGAUUUAUUGGGUUUGAGGGAAUCGACGUCGUUUAUAGCAUGGGAAUAAUCCCUGACUCUUUUCCUUAUUCCAAAUCCCCAGAUCAGCCUAUAAGUCCUCAGCUACCAUCUGAAUCUCAAUUCAUCCCUAAAAUUUCGUUAAUGGCAGGCUCAGUAGAAAGCCCAACUGGAUUUUGAACUGAACAAUCGCCAACGCUAGAAACUCAGCCAGAUUUUAAUAAUUUAAAAGAAAAAAUCUUUACAUUAGAAAGGCAAAACGAAGACUAUAAAGUGGAAAUUGCGUCGCUGAGAUCAAUGCUACAAGCAAAAGAAGACCAAAUUAGCCAAUUGCAAGUUAUGCUUGAAGGAGUCCCUACUCAUGGCGCGACUCGAAAUAAAGUUAAAAAAGUAAAAAGGAUAAAUGAAGUCACCAAUAGUUUUCCUCAAGAAGACAUAGAUUUUUGAAAAUCAAGUGAUGACAAUGAUAUCUAUAAUGAGGCAGUUAAAUUCGAAGAUAUUGCUGCUUCUAAAAAUUUAUGAAUUAUGAAUAUAGAUAAAAAACUUCGUACGAAAUCCCCAUCACCUUCAUCAAAGUGGCUACAUGUCAUUUGUUUGGAAUAUUUCCUCAUGUCACAUUUUCCCCGGGUUAUUUGUCAGAGUUAUUUUAUCGUGGGAUAUUUGAUCGAAUAAAAUGGCUUUCUUAGCAAAUUCUAAUUCCCCCAGUUAGCAAACAAGAAAUUUUGUUCGCUUAUGGGAGAGUAAAAGUAUGCUGCAUGAGCCAAAUGCUACAUCAAAUAUCUUGCACCCAAUCAAAGCGUUCUACGCCGUCGCCACCUCCAUUGAAGCCUCGAUCAAAGGGUACUAAAGAGAUAGCUUUAAAAAGCUUAAAAUUAGCACAAGAAAGGCACAUGAAAAAGCAGGCAGAAAAAAAUCCGAUCGGAAGAGAUGGUAAGAGACUUCCGUUAAUAGUAAAUAGAAGCGCAAGCCUGAGAAGAGCUACAACUCGAAAAUUAAACGAAAGCAAUAGGGGAUCAAUUGAAACUAAAAGAUUUUAA
Blepharisma stoltei is the source of this 1346-nucleotide messenger RNA. The record is from the annotation of a GenBank genome assembly. NCBI's taxonomy places the organism in Eukaryota, Ciliophora, Heterotrichea, Heterotrichida, Blepharismidae.